This is a messenger RNA of Phragmites australis (common reed), 834 nucleotides long. Its product is annotated as tetraspanin-8-like. The record is from RefSeq and is a predicted model, not a curated record. The coding region runs from base 1 to 834 and encodes 277 amino acids. Lineage: Eukaryota; Viridiplantae; Streptophyta; Magnoliopsida; Poales; Poaceae. Gene Ontology annotation, cellular component: plasma membrane; plasmodesma. Gene Ontology annotation, biological process: auxin-activated signaling pathway. The transcript has 2 exons.
AUGGCGAGGCUGAGCCACGGUCUCCUAGGCGCCCUGAACCUGGUGACACUCCUCCUGUCCCUGCCGAUGCUGUGCGCGGGGGUCUACUUCCGCAUGCGCGCCGCCACCGAGUGCGAGCGCGCCCUGCAGGUCCCCGUGAUCGCGCUUGGCUGCGCGCUACUGCUGCUCUCCCUCGUCGGCCUCGCGGGCGCCUGCGGCCGGCGCCCCGCCGCGGCCCCGUUCCUCUGGGCGUACGUGGUCGCCGUGUUCCUGCUCGUCGUCGCCGUGUUCGCAUUCACUGUGUUCGCGUUCGAGGUCACCAACCGGGGCGCGGGCAGCGCCGUGUCCGGGCGCGGGUACAGGGAAUACCGCCUCGGGGACUACUCCGGCUGGCUGCAGGCGCGGAUCGCCGAGCCGGAAACGUGGCGGCGCGUCGAGAGCUGCCUCGCGGAGGCGCGCGUUUGCGGCCAGCUGGACGGCGCCGUUGGGCAAGGCGCGAUGGAUUUCUACCGGCAACACCUCUCGCCCGUCCAGUCUGGAUGUUGCAAGCCACCGACGCGGUGCGGGUUCCGGUACGUGAACGCCACGUUCUGGGAGACCCCGAGGUCCGGGAUGUCACCGGAGGUGGCUGGAGUCGGCGGCGACUGCCGCGCUUGGAGCAACGACCAGCAGGUGCUGUGCUUCGAGUGCGACGCGUGCAAGGCCGGCAUGCUGGCAACGGUCAAGAAGAAGUGGAAGGCGGUAUGGGUCGUGAACGUCGCCCUCCUCGCGGUCCUCGUCCUCCUCUAUACGCUCGGGUGCUGCGCCUUGCGCAGCAACGCCGGCAGCAGGUACUACAACGGCGGUGGCGCUUAG